UAUAAAUCCAAUUUCAUCAUAAACGUUAUUUAAUUGCACUGCUAAAACCUGUGGCCAUGGGGAAUUGCCUAGUUCACCAAGAAAAGAUGAUAAAGGUGAUGAGAUCUGAUGGAAAAGUUCUGGAAUAUAAAUCACCCAUCAAAGUGGAGGACGUUUUGUCAGAAUUUUCGGGGCAUUCACUCUCCGAUUCGCUUCCAGAAAUCAGGAAACUGAGGCCGGAUGUUAAACUUGUUGGUGGGAACUUGUACUUUCUAGUACCAAAAGUUGAGAAAAAGAAGGUGAGGUUUUCGGAUCAGAAGGCGGCCGGAGAUGGGCAAGGAACCGCCGGUAUUGUGAGAAUAAAGAUGGUUAUCAGUAAGCAAGAAUUGCAGGAGCUGAUGCAAAAGGGAGGAGUUUCAGUUGAGGAUAUGAUUUCUCAAAAAAAAAAUGAAGCUGAAUACAGCCAAGUGUGGAAGCCGGAGUUAGAAAGCAUACCAGAAGUAGACUAGUAAUUAAAAAAUAGUUAGUAUAAUCAAAAUCAAAUGAUAGAUACUGGCAAAAAGCCAUAAACAUAGUUUAGUUAUGACUAGAUCUGUAACAAAGAUUUAAUACAAAAAACUGUUUGG
Molecule: messenger RNA, 605 nt
Organism: Pistacia vera
Lineage: Eukaryota; Viridiplantae; Streptophyta; Magnoliopsida; Sapindales; Anacardiaceae
Exons: 1
Coding region: 57-488 (143 amino acids)
Source: RefSeq, a predicted model, not a curated record